Messenger RNA from Caenorhabditis angaria, 2167 nucleotides. The record is from the annotation of a GenBank genome assembly. Lineage: Eukaryota; Metazoa; Nematoda; Chromadorea; Rhabditida; Rhabditidae.
AUGUUGCUGAACAUUCCGAGAAACUUGUUAUAUACUGUGAUAAUAUUUUGUAUUGUUGGUUUUUACAAUGAUCUUCAACUCAUGUUUUUCUCAACUCUUCCGGUUGCAAUGGAAAAUAUCAUAAACUCAACAAUUUCUAGAUAUGGAAAAGAGCCGAAUUCUAUGAGGUUUCACAAUUUUUAAUAAUUUUUCAAGAAUAUUCAUAUUUUUCAGUAUUUCAUUAUUGACGUCAGCUAUGAAUUCAGUUGGAAGCAUCGGUACAGUAAUUGGAAUAUUUUUCUUCCUACCAAUUUCAGAUCAAAGAGGUAGAAAAUUUGUUUGUGUGCACAUACGGUAAUAUAAUGACGAGUUGAAUGACAUUUUUGUUUUGUGUUAUAGAUCAUACUGUGGAUUAUUUUCCUCAUUUUUCUAUUUGGUUUCUGCAUAUUUUGAAUCAGCUGAAUUUUUCAUUCUUGCCGAAUUUGUCUAUGGAGCGCAAUUGCCUGUUAGAUUUUUUGCGACUUCGGUAUUUGUUAGUGAAAGUUCUCCGGAUCAAUGUAGAGGCGGGUUUUAAGAAACUUGUUCACUUUUAGAGAUCACAAAAUUCUUUUUGAAAAAGCUUGAAGACUAUUAGUUGCUCCUUAUAAUAAAUUUGGUUGCUUAAGGAUUCGCAACAUUUGCAUUAAUGGUUGGAAGUGCUCUGGCAAAUAUGGUUAUGUUUUCACUUGCAACUCCAAGUCUAUUCGGAUCACCGAAUUCUUGGUUUGUUUUCCCGUUAACAACAUUGAUUUUGUAAGUUACACUCCCAUUUUCCAAAAAAAAUCUUAAAUUUCAGAUCGGUUAUUUGUUUUUUCCUACUGCUGAGAAUACACGAAUCUCCAAAGUGGUUGAUUCGUCAAAAAAGAUUCGAAGAAGCAGAAAGAGCCAUUGAGUUUUAUCAUGGAAAAAAUGUGAAUAAAGAUGAAAUUUUAUAUUCGAUGGUGCGUGAGAAAAAUUUGACGAUAUCAAAAAAAUUAUCAUUGAAACAAAUUGUGAACGAUGACACUCUAUGGGAAGCUUUUAAGAUUGUUGGUUUUGUUUAUGCAUUUAUAUUGAUUUCUCCAAAUACUGCGGAAGGUGUAUAUAUGGCAUCUUUAAAUACGACAGCUGGACUAACUAUUGAACAGGUUGGAUUUGAAUAGUUUAUAGAAGCGGGAGUUGAAAAAAUUUGGGAAAUACUUUUCAUUCUUUAAGUUCUCUAAAAAGAUAUGAUUUUCUCUCGACUCUGACUUUAUAUCAUUUUCAGACUCUGACAGUAUUACUCGUAUUCUCGAUUAUUUUUCUACCUGGACCACUAAUAGGAACCUUUCUGAUUGACAAACUUGGCCGACGAAAAAUGGUAUUCUUCACCGGGUUUGUCAUGAUUUCAAAAACAUGGAUUUUAACAACAACAUUGACGUGUUCUGAAGUUUUUGGGACCAGUGUUUUGACUCGAAUUUCGGGUCAGUUUUUGUGUUCUAUUUUAUUUGUAAUAACUGUGUUCCACGUUUGCAGUUAUAUUUACUGAUAUGAUCGGGAAUCUGCAACAUGUUAUCGGUAUAAAUUCGAUUGGCCCAUUGCUUAUUUCAGAACUUUUUCCACAAGCUGCGAGAACUUCUGUUGGACAGGUACUCAAAUAUUUUCUAUAUUUAUUGUAUAUUGAAACUUUCAGCUAUUCACACUUAUUGGAGUUUUUUCAUAUAUUCCAUCUGUGAUUGUGUUUCCAAUAAUUGAUGCUAUUUUCACACCUAUAUUUUUUGUUCCAUUCAUGUUCUUGCAACCAAUUUUCCUAUACUUUCUUUACAAAAAAUUGCCUGAAACCAAACUUCGAUCUGUUGCAGAUAUUAUUGAAUCAUUAGAUGAUGUUGUAACUUCUCGAGUGAGUUUCAAAAAAUUUAUUGAAUUUUGAUUUUUUUUUGUUUCAGAGAAACACAUAUUUGAAUGAAAAAUCUCCGUUGAUCAAAGAUCGAGUGAGUUUCUAGUUUCUUUAUUAAAUUCGUAAUUUGACAAAUUUUCAGGCAAUAACAUUCUCAACCAAACGCGGCAGCAUUAUUAAAACUCAAAGAAAACGAGUGAGUUUACAAAUCCUCCUCCAAAAUUAAUCACAUUGUUUCAGUCCAAAACAAUGGAUUACAAAAAACUUGAUCUCAACGAUGUUAUAAUUUUCUAA